This is a messenger RNA of Dentiscutata erythropus, 312 nucleotides long. NCBI's taxonomy places the organism in Eukaryota, Fungi, Glomeromycota, Glomeromycetes, Diversisporales, Gigasporaceae. The record is from the annotation of a GenBank genome assembly.
AUGAACCCUAGUCUAUUUGAUAAUGCUCUAAAGGAAAGUAAAAUUGAUAUUUAUGACUAUAAUGAAUUCACCAUUUUAGAAAAAAUUGGUAAAAGCAAUUCUGGUUAUGUAGAAAAAGCACUUUGGAAAAGUAAUGAACGGAUAGUUGCCCUAAAGAGUUUGAAAGUUGAAAUGGAUCUAAGUGAAGAUGUUAUUCGAGAAUUUGUUGUAGAGAAUAAUUCGUAUAGGCAUUGUCUCGUAGGAAAUACAUGCGAGAAAAGUGGACACAGUGAUGAAUAUAUUGCUGAAAAUUACAUUCAAUGCUGUUGUGGG